AUGCCACCAAUCAGCCUGGAUGACUUUGCUGCAGAAUACACAACAGUUUCCGAGACUCCAUGUGGCCUCCGAAGGCUGGACUCGCCCAAACUUCGCUUCCGGGUAUCGACCACAGAACCAGCCGCGGUAGCAUUCAGUUGUUGGAAAUCGGCUCAAACAGCCAAGGUGUACCUAAGUGCUCGCCUUUCACGACCAGCUUCAUACAUGGAUGAACGCCGAUUUCGUAGACUCCUUGCCAAAAUCAAGAUCCAGGUGCAAGCAAGUCUACGAGGGAAGACAUUCUACAGUCCAGUCACCUUCGAGAAAAUCCCAGGCCAGACGAUGUUGACUCCAAUGAGCAGUUGCCGGAUGAACGAUGAGGAGGUUUUGCUUGAUGCUGUUAUGGGUCUUCCUGUGAAACCGGCAGCGGCCCGGGAGAAAGACGAAACAGAUCAAGACUAUCAGAACAAGGAAUCGAAUGCCGAUCCACGCGCUCCGAAGCUCGAUGCAUUCUGGCAUGGCCACUUCUGUUGCUCUCUAACCAUCCCACACGGUCUAGUACCAACAUUCUGGAGCACCACGGCAAGUCAACAGUACAGUUUGCUGUUAGACGUGAGGGUUGCUGGCAUCAAAUUACACGGAAAACUCAGGCUUGAAGUGCCUCUGCAGAUAUUUUAUGAUUUGGGACCUAUGGCCACGCCUUGUGGGCCACUGUGUCGACGUCUGAGGAACGAACAGACGGAACGACUGCUCAGGGAUUGGGAGGAGAGAGAGGUUUACACAAAGAUUGUCAUGCGCGAUGUAGACGAGAGAAAUCCGCCUAUGUAUGUUUGA
This is a messenger RNA of Cladophialophora psammophila CBS 110553, 813 nucleotides long. RefSeq lists its product as uncharacterized. The transcript has a single exon. NCBI's taxonomy places the organism in Eukaryota, Fungi, Ascomycota, Eurotiomycetes, Chaetothyriales, Herpotrichiellaceae. The record is from RefSeq and is a predicted model, not a curated record. Bases 1 to 813 code for a protein of 270 amino acids.